AUGAGCGAGGAUGAGCAUCUCGAACCCGCCUCUACGCGAGAGGAGAGCAAAGAUAUCCGUGCAGCAAGGGAAGAGCUCGAAAUAAACAGCAAUUGUCACGAAGGGCGGAUUCUCCAACUCCACAAGCUCGGAGAUCUCCUCCUAAGAAACGACAACCUUGAUGAGGCUAUUCAGUGUAAGCGAGAAGCGGUUGAGAUGACUGCGCCAAACCAACUUGAAGUCGUCAAUCUCAUCGAGCUGGUGGACCUCAACUACAGACGAUACAGUGACAGUGUCUGGUUCAAAGGGUCAGGGGCUCCAUAUCUAGAUGAUGCCAUAAAGACCCAAAGACAUGUCCUGGAGCUGCUGCCAGACAGCCGAAGUCAAACCCUUAACCUCAAAUACCUGGGCGACAUGCUUUUCCAUCGAUACAACCUGAGGAAGGUUUUAUGGGAGAUCGAGCAGUGUGUCCAAGAUGUGAAGAGAGACGAGGGUGAGUGCUCCAGCUCAGUUGCCGCACUCAGAGAUCUAGAGGAGGCUUUAAAGGUGUCUGAGGAAGCCCUCGGGACUGCCGAGAAGGAUUGCCCCGAUCGGCCUUUGUGGCUCUUGCAUCUAGGUACCUUGUAUGACUUGAGUUAUCAAGAGACCAAGGUAGCGGAGAGACUCGAAAGGGCAAUUCUGCUCACCCGGGAGGCUCGCAGAGUUAUGGGGGGUUCUGAUACGGAAGUUGCCACUCAAUUGUCGAGGCUUCUUGUUGCUCGAUAUGUGAUAAUGAGGGAAACAUUUGACAUCGAGGAAGCCAUUACAUUGGCGAGAGAAACUGUCACCAAUACGGCCUUGGAAACUCGAAACCUCAGCCUCGGAGCCCUCUCUUACGCGCUUUUUCAGUUGUACCAGACGACCAAAUCAGUCGACUCUCUCGAUGAAGCCAUUGAUUUCUCCAUGAUGGCCUCCGAGGAGGUAAUUCGAGGUGACAAGGCUGGAUUUACGGACCUUCGAAAUUGCAACCUUCUUUGUCGCCUGCUCUCAGAAAGAUAUGAAACAACCGGCGAUGAAAGAGAUUUAGACAAUUCGAUUGUCUUCGUACGCUACAAAACUGAAAUUAUGCACCCUGAACGUGUUCCCUGGCUUGAAAGCUUGGUGAAAGAUUGGUGGCGUCAAAUAGUGGGACAUGAUGCCAAUUAUACCGACUUGGAGCAAGCAACCCAACACCCAGCGAAUCUUCUCAUUGACGGUUCAAGCCAUGUUACGAGUCUCAUUGACCUUGCUGAUCGACUUUAUAUGCGAUAUAUCACUUAUGGAUGGCCAGGCGACAUCGUGGAAGCUGUGGAUGUUAUGAGGAGGCUUGUCAAACUUUCGAAGCGUUCGUCACAUCUUAGGUUGGGGACGUUUCUUUUAAGACUCUGGUAUGAGAAAAAGGACCAGAACGCCGUCAAUGAGGCAACAUGGGUUUCCAAACAACUAUUUCCAGACACAGAUGCUUCUGAUCGGUCAUUCGAACCAGCAAGACACGAGUAUCUUCGCUACAAAGCUCUUGAACUAUUACUUCGCUAUGAAACUAGUGGAAAGCUUGAACUUAUCGAAGACGCCAUACUCACAGGGGAGGAGGUACUGGGGAUGUCAGGCAUAGUGGGAAAUAGAACAUCUGCUGUGGAUGCGAUGGCAUCGAUACUCUAUCGGAAGUUCUGCACCACUCGAGACCAGUCUGAUCUGGACAAGGCAAUUGUUUAUUGCGAAGAGGUCUGUCAAGCCACGCCAAAAGACGAAAGAGGUCUGGGGAAUUGCCUUAUUCGCCAUUGUCGCUACCUUUUCCGACGCUACAAGUUCACACUAAACCCCGCUGAUUUGGAUGAGGCGGUUCGUCUAGGCCGAGAGGCUGUGAGAGUCUCGUCUAAUACCGUCUAUCUAAGUGGUGAAUUCCUCGAUAGUUUGGCAGCUUGCUUGUAUGAGAGAUUCUUGUUACUUGACAAUCGUGCAGACCUCAAUGAAGCUAUUCAUAUCAGCCGCCAAGCUCUGGACACGAAGCUGGAAGAUCUGCUUAAUAACUGCGCUUACUUCUUGAACUUGUCGACUAUGUUAUGCGAGUUACACACAUUAAUGCAAGAGAAGGAAUCUUUGGACCAUCUGGGGGAGGCUCUGCGCUUUGCCUCUUUGGCACGUCAGGCUGUUGAGAUGCAAACAAUGUGGCACCCCAACCUAGCACAAAUCAUGUGCUGCUUACCUCAAAUGAGACCCCCCUAUUUUCCAGGCAUGAGCCCCGAUGACCCUCAGAGUACCAUCCACCAGUUUCGAGAAAGGCUAGAGGCAGAUGUUCAGGAGUGUUCGGUCAGAGCACGGCAUACAACAGACCUCGCCAUGGCUUUGAGCAGCAUCCUGUCUCACGCAGAAACUGCGGAUAUCAAUGAGUGUGUCAGCCUUGGGCGAGACGCCAUCACCAUGGCUGAAAAAGGACAUAUUUUAGAAGACCUCUCAUGGCACUUCUCUGGUCUAUCGAUGGUAUUGAGUGGCCGUUUCAGAAUUACGGACAACCCAGAGGACCUCAGCGAGGCCAUCACCCUUGCUCAACGAUCCAUAGAGAUAGCGGCAGAGGACGAUCCUCGAAUGGCAGUAUAUCUAAUCAUAUAUGCGUUAGCGAUCCAUUCCCGUUACUUAGGUACUGGGAGACUGGCUGAUAUCAACGAAUGCAUUGAAAUUGGCCUUAAGGGGUGGUGCAUAUCUUCCUGUGGGGAAAGUAAUGGGGACCGUUUCAACCAGUUGAUGUGCGCUGGAAACAUGGCACAGUUUCUCGAGGAUAGAUAUCUUCGGGAGGGCCAAACCCUUGACCUGAAGAGGGCUUUUGAGUUUCGACGUCUGAUUGCGAAUCAGUCUAUCGCUCUCGGAAAGGACCAGUCGUCCGCCCUUUCGCUUAGGCACGCGGGUUCAAGAGCCGUCAGUCCUGUAUUUGAUACUGUUGCUACGCCGGCCAUGUCCCUGAUUCUGCCUGAUACCACGGAUUGGUCACACCUACUUUACAGCCUAUCUUCCGAGUUACUUACGCACUGCAAGGAGUUUCAAAGCAGUGAAUUAAUACAUUAUGCGAUACUCAUGUGUCAAACAUCUGUCAAAUCAACCCCUCGACGUCACAAGCAGUGGCCGGAGCGUCAGGAGCUUCUUGGAAAAUGCUUCGUAGCCCGUUAUGACAUCAACAAGCCCUUACAUGCGACUGACCAUGAACAAAGGGCCAUACCGAACCUCAUGAACGACCUUCACAGUGCCUUGAGCUCUCUCCAGGAGGUUGUCGAUGCACUUUCUGGGGACGAUCCAAUUUGGGUUUCGGCAUUGUAUCCAUUAGGGCGUUUAUACAGCGACAGAUAUCGUCUUUUUGGUGACGUAGGCGACCUAAAGAUGAGUCUUGCGGUGCUACAAGAAUGUACCGAGGCGACAACAGACAAUGAUGGCCAGCUCUCAGCACUUCUCCGGCUUCAGGGGUUGGCAUUCAUUGCCAAUUUCGUAAUUUUUAACAGACGAUCUGACAUUGAGUUGGCUAAGAAGGCGUUGUGGCAGGGUCUUGAAAUUAUGUCUUCAGACUGUCCCACGAGACCUGGACAUCUAUCAGAUUUAGCUGAUACGUAUCGAAUUGAGUAUUGCAAUAUCCAAAAUCGAGAGAGUUUGAAUAUCGCGCUUGAUAUCUAUGAAGCCGCGUAUGGAGUAUGUACAAACUCCAGGGAACCCCAACUGGAGGACCACUGCUUCAAGAUCCUCACUGGCCGAGGAUUUUCAUAUUUGGAAAGGUAUAAAACGACAAAUGCGGCUGUGGAUCUUGAAAAGACUAUCGGAAACAUGAAGGAGACUCUGAAGAUGUUACCAAUCGAUUCACCAUCUAGGAUCGUUCCACUUGUUUCACUGGCAAACGUGCAUGUUGUUAGCUACAAUAUGACAGGUGACAAUACAUGCUUAGCAACGGCGGAUCAAUUAGUCCAAGAGGCAGCCGACAUUGCCACGUCUUUCGUCUCUUCAGACAACAAUUCUUGCUCUGAAUGGCGCCUCCGCAUUGGCGAGUACUACAGGAGCCGAUAUGAUGCGACGAAGCAGACAUCUAGCUUGGACUUGACCAUAUCAUUCUUACAUGAAGCAUUCGAACUGUCGCCUUUGGUUACAACAAGGGACUCAGAAAGAUUUGUUUCAAUAGCAAGGUCUCUUGCAGAUGCAUUGAAGCUGAAAGGGGAUUGGGACAAGGCGUAUACUGCCAUUAAUCGAGCGAUACUCCUGAUCGUUGCAACAACGCCGCGCUUUCUGGAUGUCUCUGAGACGCAGGUUCUGUUAUCUAGAAUCUCGAAUCUAGCAUCUGAGGGCGCAGCUCUUGCAAUAAGUGCCAAUCGACUCCCUCGGGAGGCUAUUCAACUGCUGGAAGCUGGUCGUGGCGUGGCAAUGCUAGCUUUGAACCAACUUCGUUUGGACUUGGGAACCUCGAAAAGAAUGAGUGACGGUCAGCGUGAGCAAAUCCUCAGCUUCCAACAGGAACUAGAUUCGCCACAUGCUACAGUCCAGAACACACAGAUAAAGGGGGAGGAAGUAAACAAGGCAGCUCGGCGCAUUCGAGUCGGUCGCGAACUCAACAAAUUUCUUCAUGACAAGACUCCUUACGUCUCUCACGUAUCCUUCCAGCAAGAGAUCACAAGUCCUCAUCUGGCCAAUGCAGCCAGUGGUGGUCCCAUCGUUAUCGUUAAUGUGAGCUAUCGAUGCGACGCGUUUUUGAUCAGAGGUGGUUGGGCAGAAGUCUUGCCUUUACCAAUGCUUUCGGCGCAACUAAUUCAGGACAAGAUAGACGAAGGCAAUCUGACGAGUCUUCGGAUACUAGAGUGGCUUUGGGACAGUAUUGUCAGCCCAGUUCUUGAUGCUCUUGGCUAUACUGCCCCGCCUCCUCUGGGUGAUCCAUGGCCGCAUAUCUGGUGGAUUCCUACAGGACCUUUGAGCAAAUUCCCGCUGCAUGCCGCAGGGCGUCAUAUGGAUGAAGGGUGUUUCAAUAGCACUCUAGAUAGGGUCAUAUCCUCCUACAGUGCGUCAAUCCGAGCCCUAGAUGAGAUUGUUUUUCGAAAAGAGCGGGCUACAAGAAGCCACGGACAGGAGACCCAACAGGCUUUGGUCGUUUCCAUGGAAGUCACACCAGGGACCAGCACACAUCUCCCACACGCCAUAGCUGAAGCACAGGCUGUGGAAUCUGUAUGCAAGGCCAUGUCUGUAAAGACCGUUCGGAAGGAUCAGUGUACAAGAGCUGUAGUUCUCGAGCAUUUACCAAACUCUGAUAUUUUCCAUUUCGCUGGCCAUGGCUACACCGACAAUGUCGAUCCAGCAAAAAGCCACUUGCGUCUUGAAGACUGGAUGACCAGUCCACUCACAGUUGCAGACCUGAUCGCCAUUAAUCUUCGUAAGAAGCCUCUCCUCGCAUACCUUGGGGCCUGCGGCACGGGCGAGAUACAAGACGCCAGACAUCUUGACGAGAGCGUGCAUCUGAUCAAUGCAUGUCAACUGGCUGGCUUUCGACACGUUAUUGGAACUUUGUGCCGAGUCGACGACAAGACCUGCGUCGAUGUCGCAAGUAUUACAUACGAAGUGAUUCGCAAAGGAGGCAUGACGGAUGAUUCAGUAAGUGAGGGGUUACACCACGCUGUUUGCGAGUUGCGGGAUCGUUGGAGGAGUGGACUAGGAGCGAGAAAGCCGACAGAAGUGACCCCAGAAAUGGAGCCAAGGGAAAUAAAAGGUAAUAUCAAAGAGGGAGAUGUUCAAGAGAAAGAGGAGAGAUUGGCCUUUCUGCAGAGGGAUAUAGUAGAUUGCGAUUCCGAUGAGGAUGAUUGCGGACGCGAACCUUUGCACUGGGCACCCUACGUUCAUUAUGGUACUUAG
Fusarium sp. VM40 is the source of this 5859-nucleotide messenger RNA. The record is from the annotation of a GenBank genome assembly. Lineage: Eukaryota; Fungi; Ascomycota; Sordariomycetes; Hypocreales; Nectriaceae.